Molecule: messenger RNA, 879 nt
Organism: Camelina sativa (false flax)
Lineage: Eukaryota; Viridiplantae; Streptophyta; Magnoliopsida; Brassicales; Brassicaceae
Source: RefSeq, a predicted model, not a curated record
AUGGAUCCUAGCAACCCUUACAGUUUCCCUGCUCCUUACUUUGUAGGCAUGUUGAACUCUUCUGAACCUCCUUAUGUACCAAAUUACACAGAAACAUCUCAGCCUACUCAGUUUACCACAUCUUUUCCCUCUCAGCUUUCCCAAUUCCUUUCGCAACCAGUUCACUUUAGCUCUUCCACUGUCCCUUCUGAGUGUAUUGAUGUUAGUUUAUAUGAGAAUGAAGACGAGGGAGUUAGAGGGAGUAGAAAGAGGUGGACUACAGAGGAGGAUGUUCGGCUCAUAGGCGCUUGGUUGAACACAAGCAAAGAUCCGGUUGUGAGUAAUGAACAGCGGUUGGGUUCCUUCUGGAAGAGGGUGUCAGAUUAUUACCAAGCAAGUGAUGGAGCAUCCGGGACCAAUAAUAGAGGGCUUGUUCAGUGUAUGACUCGGUGGAAUAAGAUAAACCACCAAGUCAAUAAGUUUGUGGGCUAUUACUCACAAGCGAGUGCAAGAAGGAAGAGUGGAGAAUCGGAAGAUGAUGUGUUGAAGGUGGCAUAUGAGAUAAAAUGGAACUCGGAGGGUGGAAACUCUAAGAGGACUAAGCUUGAUUCAGAAGGAGUUUACUCAUCCAACUCAACAAACGAUGGCAUUGAGGAGAGGCCUCCGGGUGUUAAGGCGUCCAAGAAGAAAGGUAAGCAGGCGGCAGUGAGUAAUGAUGGUGAGGAUGCCAAAAUGGUUAAACUAGAUAGGAUUAUUGCCAUGAAGGAAAAGGAACAACAGGCUAAAGAUAGGCAAGGCAGAAUGAGAUUGCUUGAGAGUCUCCUAAACAACCCUAACCUUACACCAGCUCAAGUAGAACUCAGAGACAAGCUAACUGACCAAAUCUUGUCCCUCACAUAG